This is a messenger RNA of Gadus morhua (Atlantic cod), 3534 nucleotides long. RefSeq names its product RALY RNA binding protein like (gene ralylb). Gene Ontology annotation, cellular component: nucleus. Lineage: Eukaryota; Metazoa; Chordata; Actinopteri; Gadiformes; Gadidae. The record is from RefSeq and is a predicted model, not a curated record. Gene Ontology annotation, molecular function: RNA binding. The transcript is spliced from 9 exons. The coding region runs from base 1214 to 2098 and encodes 294 amino acids.
UGGAGGAGAACGGAAAGAACGAGGAGAAAAAGGUUGAGAAUCGCGCAGAUGUUACGUUGUUGGUGACACCGCGAAUGAGCUCAGCACACAUCAACAUCUUGGAGGAGAGAAGGGGAGAGAGAAUGUGAGGCAAAAAGGCAGGAGCGGUUGAGUCAGUGAGUGUAGGAUGAUAAGGACUACCUCUCGGACCGGUGCGGAGCGGAGAGCAUUCGGCGUCAGCUGUUGUGCGGUUCAUUGCUGGGAGUCGCUGGGAAUCAUCGGUCACAUGACAGAAGUGGAGGGAGAGAUCUAGAGGAGAAAGCACAGCGUUUCGCCUUUUCACCGCCAUACUGUCUGUUUUGAGCCAUAAUCACAUUUUUAUUGCAACAUUUUACUCCCGGUUCGGUGAGUACCUUUCAAUGGCUUUUUGUAAGCAUUUUUUUUGUCUUUUUAAUUGCUACCCUUUUUUUUAUUUUUCCUCCUUUCGCUGGUGUUUGACGUGAGAAUUGAAGUGGUGGUGGUUUUGAGCGAUUUUUCCAUCCAGGCUUCAAGUUUUUAGCAUGCAGUGAUUCUGGUCGCAGGGUGAACGGGUGCGUUAGAGGCUCCGAGAGCACACACAGGAGAGAGAGCAAAAAUAAAGCAUUGACUUGCUUGCGGUUUUGGUUUCGGGGUCUGAACCCCGAGACAGGUUUUGGUCAGUAUAUAAUAUUUUUAUUUUUAUUUUUUCUAAAAAACAUGGUGGUUUUGGAACAUUUUUAUUUUUUGUUUCUGUCGACUUUUGCUGUUGCUAUAUGCCUUUGCUUUGCAUUUUGCGAUGUUGUUUGAUGGCCGUGGAGUUUUGUGGCUUCGGUGUGUCGGCUCGACCCCCCCGGUUUGCUUUCACCUUGUUCCCUCUUUGAUCCGCUCGGGUCCUCCUUUUUAAACCUGCUGGCGUCCUCACGUCCGAACGUCUUAUCGCGAUACUUUUCUUGCAGCUGUAAGCGCACAGGUUUGUUUGUAUUUUUUGUUUGUUUUCUUUUAAUUUUUUUCCUACCCCCCUUUCGUUAUACUUUUGCUGAUAGCCGUAUCGAAUAUUUUUGGAUGUCGCUCUUUUUUUUUUUUUUUGACUAGAUGGUGCUGGGUGGACGCGGGGAGUUUUGAUUCUUGGGAGAGUUUCAAUGCGUUUUUGUUUUCUGUACCCGCAAGGCGAUGAACAGACACUCUUCUUUCGCAGGAGGGCGACCAGCGGGGGAGAAUGACGGGCAAGACUCAGACCAGCAACGUGACCAACAAGAAUGACCCGCGCUCGCUGAACUCCCGCGUCUUCAUCGGCAACCUCAACACCGCCCUCGUCAAGAAGACCGACAUCGAGGUCAUCUUCGCCAAGUACGGCAAGAUCGUGGGCUGCUCGGUGCACAAGGGCUACGCCUUCGUGCAGUACAUCAGCGAGCGCAACGCGCGCGCCGCCGUGGCCGGCGAGAACACGCGGGUCAUCGCCGGGCAGCCUCUCGAUAUAAACAUGGCGGGUGAGCCCAAGCCAUACAGGCCCAAGCCGGGAAACAAGCGGCCACUGUCGGCUGUGUACAGUGGCUACGAGUUUGACUACGAGUACUACAGAGAUGAUUUCUACAGCAGGCUGUUUGACUACCACGGCCGUGUGGCCCCGCCCCCCAGAGCCGUCAUCCCCUUGAAGCGCUCCCGGGUCGUGGCGCCCUCUACGCGCCGAGCGAAGACCACCUUCCCCGUGAAGACCUCCUCCUCUUCCUCCUCCUCCUCCUCCAGACCUCCCACCUCCUCAUCGUCUUCCACUGGCCCCAAACCGGUGAAGACGGACCAGCUGCAGAUCAUCAAGCGAGAGCUUGGACAGAUCAAGGUGAAGAUAGACUCCCUGCUAGGACGCCUGGACAAGAUCGAGAAGCAGCAGAGAGCCGAGUGUGAUGCCCAGAGGAAGUACGAGGAGAACUGCGACUCCCUGAACGAGGAGUCGGUGUCGGAGGCAGGGGAGAACUCGGGGGAGGAGGCGGGGGAGGAGGCGCUAGACGGGGAGGCGGGAGCGCUGACUGACGGGGGAGAGGAGGACUACGACGAGGAGGGGAGCCGCCACCUGAUAGAGAACCACGUUUCUGAUAUUGACAACUGAAGCUGGCUAGCGAAGUCGCCGGCGUUUCCGCUCGGCCGCGAUGGAUGAACUCCUCCGUCUUCUCCUCCUUCCAGACACACGACGACGGUGGAAGGAUACACCCCACCCACCCCCCACGACCGGCUCACAUCCGUACGGUUGGAGUCGUUCCAGGUUGUGUUCGAAUCCCUCCCCUUCCCCGACAUUUACAGACUCCCUCCCGACGGAUCAUCAUGAAACAAUUGGCGGCACGCGCGCCCUCUUUCUAAAUGAAAACCUGUUGAAGACACACCUGUAAAGUAUUUUGGCUUGUGGCACUCACGGAUAACUCUUACGUUCUGUGUUUUUUCUUUCUGCAAACGGACAUCGGACGUCGUUUCCGAAUAGGGAAGGAGUAUUCACAUAAAGCAAAUUUUUGUAUUUUAUUUUGCUAGAAUCUGAUGUGAUUCAUUAAGGUGGAGUGUAAUUAAAAAAGUGUUUGUCUCAAUGCAGCAUUCCACACAGUGACUGAAAUGAGGCAAAUUGUUGAUGAAUUAUUAAUGAAUCACAGCGGAAAUCAAUUUAUGUUUAUUGGACAAGGCGGUGGGGUGGAUCGUGUGCUGAAGACGCAUUGUUCACGUUGUAUUCAUUUUAAAUUGAUCCCUCUCGCUCGUCUGUGCCCAGUGAGCUCUGUUUUGCUGACGUUCAAAAACCCAUCACUCUACUUUAACCGGUGAUGGCUUCACGACCAAGAAGGUUGUUUGUGUAUUUUAAAUUCCAACUCGCACGCCUGGCCGUUCCCGAAAUUCCAAAAGUUUGUUCGGAAUAAUUUCAUUACAAGGAAAGGGAAUAAAUAUUUUUGUAUUCUAUGAAGUCAAUCAAGCAAAAGUGUCCACACCAUGUUGGUCUUGUAUUUUAGAAAAAUGUCAGUGAUGUCUUGCAAAAACUAAAAUCUCCCUGCUUCAUCACCAUCAUACUUAAUCUGAUCAUUUUUAGCAGUAUUUCAUUUUUAGCAGUAUUUGGGGUUACUGUUAUUAUUAUGAUUAUUAUUAAUAUGAAUCACAACUUAAUCAACGACUUUGCUUUGAAGUUUCCUUGUAAAUAGAUUGUGUUAUACUUAUUUUAAAUAGAGAAAUUGCGGAACAAGAAAGAAAAAAUAAUAAGAGUUCAUAUGGAAUUAGACAUCAGGAUGUUGAGGUGGGUUGGACGAGUAUAUAUGCUUUAUAAGAGAAAUUCAGUGGUCAGAAAAUGAACUGUUAAAUAGAAUGUACAUUUUUUGUAUAAAAAGAGAUUUGACCAAAAAAAAUAGAUUUUUUUUUUAUUAAAGCAUGUUUAUUGUACCUUCUAAUGUAUUUUAAUUUAAUCACAACUGUCGUAAACCCACAGGAUUCAUGAAGUAAAAUCAAUUGGAAUCCAUGCAGAUUAAUUAUUUGUGUUCUUCUCUGUCAAUAAAGAGUUAUUCUUAGUGUCACACUUGA